This is a messenger RNA of Myotis lucifugus (little brown bat), 3964 nucleotides long. It is a transcript of the gene NFASC, whose product is annotated as neurofascin. Gene Ontology annotation, biological process: cell-cell adhesion; brain development. The transcript has 29 exons. Gene Ontology annotation, molecular function: cell-cell adhesion mediator activity. The record is from RefSeq and is a predicted model, not a curated record. NCBI's taxonomy places the organism in Eukaryota, Metazoa, Chordata, Mammalia, Chiroptera, Vespertilionidae. Bases 1 to 3870 code for a protein of 1289 amino acids.
AUGGCCAGGCCGCAGCCACCACCCUGGGUCCACGCAGCCGUCCUCCUCUGCCUCCUCGGCCUGGGCGGGGCCAUCGAGAUUCCUAAGGAUCUGUCCCAGCCCCCGACUAUCACCAAGCAGUCGGUGAAGGACCACAUUGUGGAUCCCCGCGACAACAUCCUGAUCGAGUGCGAAGCAAAGGGGAACCCGGCCCCCAGCUUCCACUGGACUCGAAACAGCAGGUUCUUCAAUGUCGCCAAGGACCCCCGGGUGUCGAUGAGGAGGCGGUCCGGGACCCUGGUGAUCGACUUCCGCAGUGGAGGGCGGCCAGAGGAGUAUGAGGGGGAGUACCAGUGCUUCGCCCGCAACAAAUUCGGCACAGCCCUGUCCAAUAGGAUCCGCCUGCAGGUGUCCAAAUCUCCCCUGUGGCCCAAGGAAAAUCUAGACCCCGUGGUGGUUCAAGAAGGCGCCCCCUUGACACUCCAGUGCAACCCGCCGCCCGGACUUCCGUCCCCCGUCAUCUUCUGGAUGAGCAGCUCCAUGGAGCCCAUCACCCAAGACAAGCGCGUCUCCCAGGGCCAUAACGGGGACCUGUAUUUCUCUAACGUGAUGGUGCAGGACAUGCAGACCGACUACAGCUGCAACGCCCGCUUCCACUUUACCCACACCAUCCAGCAGAAGAACCCAUUCACCCUCAAGGUCCUCACCAACCACCCCUAUAAUGACUCGUCCUUAAGAAACCACCCUGACAUGUACAGUGCCCGAGGAGUUUCAGAAAGAACCCCCAGCUUCAUGUACCCCCAGGGCACCGCGAGCAGUCAGAUGGUGCUGCGCGGCAUGGACCUGCUGCUGGAGUGCAUCGCCUCCGGGGUCCCCACACCAGACAUCGCGUGGUACAAGAAAGGCGGGGACCUCCCAUCGGACAAGGCCAAGUUUGAGAACUUCAACAAGGCGCUGCGCAUCACCAGCGUGUCCGAGGAAGACUCGGGGGAGUAUUUCUGCCUGGCCUCCAACAAGAUGGGCAGCAUCCGGCACACGAUCUCGGUGAGAGUAAAGGCUGCUCCCUACUGGCUGGACGAGCCCAAGAACCUUAUCCUGGCUCCUGGCGAGGAUGGCAGGCUGGUGUGUCGAGCCAACGGGAACCCAAAGCCCACUGUCCAGUGGAUGGUGAAUGGGGAACCUUUGCAAUCGGCACCGCCCAACCCAAACCGCGAGGUGGCCGGGGACACCAUCAUUUUCCGGGACACGCAGAUCAGCAGCCGGGCCGUGUACCAGUGCAACACCUCCAACGAGCACGGCUACCUGCUGGCCAACGCCUUCGUCAGCGUGCUGGACGUGCCGCCUCGCAUGAUGUCCCCGCGGAACCAGCUCAUCCGGGUGAUCCUGUACAACCGCACGCGGCUGGACUGCCCCUUCUUCGGGUCCCCCAUCCCCACACUCCGAUGGUUUAAGAAUGGGCAAGGGAGCAACCUGGAUGGUGGCAACUACCACGUCUACGAGAACGGCAGCCUGGAAAUCAAGAUGAUCCGCAAAGAGGACCAAGGCAUCUACACCUGUGUCGCCACCAACAUCCUGGGCAAAGCCGAGAACCAGGUCCGCCUGGAGGUCAAAGACCCCACCAGGAUCUUCCGGAUGCCUGAGGACCAGGUUGUCAAAAGGGGCACCACCGUGCAACUGGAGUGUCGGGUCAAGCACGACCCCUCCCUGAAGCUCACGGUCUCCUGGCUGAAGGACGACCAGCCGCUCUACAUCGGGAACAGGAUGAAGAAGGAGGACGACUCCCUGACCAUCUUUGGGGUGGCUGAGCGGGACCAGGGCAGCUACACGUGCGUCGCCAGCACGGAGCUGGACCAAGACCUGGCCAAGGCCUACCUCACCGUGCUAGCUGAUCAGACCACUCCAACUAACCGUUUGGCUGCCCUCCCCAAAGGACGGCCGGACAGACCGCGGGACCUGGAGCUCACCGACCUGGCCGAGAGGAGCGUGAGGCUGACCUGGAUCCCAGGGGAUGAUAACAACAGCCCCAUCACAGACUAUGUAGUCCAGUUCGAAGAGGACCAGUUCCAGCCAGGGGUGUGGCACGACCAUUCCAAGUUCCCAGGCAGCGUCAACUCGGCUGUCCUGCAGCUGUCCCCGUACGUCAACUACCAGUUCCGGGUCAUUGCUGUCAACGAGGUGGGCAGCAGCCACCCCAGCCUCCCGUCCGAGCGCUACAGAACCAGCGGGGCCCCCCCUGAGUCCAAUCCCAGCGACGUGAAGGGAGAGGGGACCAGAAAGAACAACAUGGAGAUCACGUGGACGCCCAUGAAUGCCACCUCCGCCUUUGGCCCCAACCUGCGCUACAUCGUCAAGUGGCGGCGGAGAGAGACUCGAGAGACCUGGAACAACGCCACCGUGUGGGGCUCCCGCUUCGUGGUAGGGCAGACCCCGGUCUACGUGCCCUACGAGAUCCGAGUGCAGGCCGAGAAUGACUUCGGGAAGGGCCCGGAGCCAGACACGGUCAUCGGUUACUCCGGGGAAGAUUAUCCCAGGGCUGCACCCACUGACGUUAAAAUCCGAGUCCUGAACAGCACAGCCAUCAGCCUUCAGUGGAACCGCGUCUACUCCGACACGGUCCAGGGCCAGCUCAGAGAGUACCGAGCCUACUACUGGCGGGAGAGCAGCUUACUGAAGAGCCUGUGGGUGUCUCAGAAGAGACAGCAAGCCGGCUUCCCUGGUGACCGCCUCCGGGGUGUGGUGUCCCGCCUCUUUCCCUACAGUAACUACAAGCUGGAGAUGGUUGUGGUCAAUGGGAGAGGCGAUGGGCCUCGCAGUGAGACCAAGGAGUUCACCACCCCGGAAGGAGUACCCAGCGCCCCCAGGCGCUUCCGAGUCCGGCAGCCCAACCUGCAGACAAUCAACCUGGAGUGGGACCACCCGGAACACCCCAACGGCAUCCUGACUGGGUAUUCUCUCCGAUACCUGCCCUCUCCUCCCACGUGGCCCCCGACCACGGUGGGUGCCACGGGCGCCGUGAGCAGUACCGAUGCUACUGCCACUGCUGCCGCCGCCACCGAAGCCACAACAGUCCCCAUCAUCCCAACUGUCGCACCUACCACCAUCGCCACCACCGUCGCCACAACUACCACCACCACUGCCGCCGCCACCAUGGAGAGUCCUCCCACCACCGGGACUAAGACACAUGAAUCCGCCCCCGACGAGCAGUCCAUAUGGAACGUCACGGUGCACCCCAACAGUAAAUGGGCCAACAUCACCUGGAAGCACAAUUUCGGGCCCGGAACUGACUUUGUGGUUGAGUACAUUGACAGCAACCAUACGAAAAAAACUGUCCCUGUUAAGGCCCAGGCCCAGCCUAUACAGCUGACAGACCUCUAUCCCGGGAUGACAUACACAUUGCGAGUUUAUUCCCGGGACAACGAGGGCAUCAGCAGUACCAUCAUCACCUUUAUGACCAAUACAGCUUACACCAACAACCAGCCCGACAUCGUCACCCAGGGCUGGUUCAUCGGGCUCAUGUGCGCCAUCGCCCUGCUGGUGCUGAUCCUGCUCAUCGUCUGUUUCAUCAAGAGGAGCCGUGGUGGCAAGUACCCAGGUAGGAUGUGUCAGGUUGUGCCUCUCCCUGAAGACCCCAAAGAAGAGGAUGGCUCGUUUGACUACAGUGACGAGGACAACAAGCCGCUGCAGGCGAGCCAGACGUCGCUGGACGGCACCAUCAAGCAGCAGGAGAGUGACGACAGCCUGGUGGACUAUGGCGAGGGCGGCGAGGGGCAGUUCAACGAGGACGGCUCCUUCAUCGGCCAGUACACGGUCAAAAAGGACAAGGAGGAGACCGAAGGCAACGAGAGCUCGGAGGCCACGUCGCCCGUCAACGCCAUCUACUCUCUGGCCUAGCGGAGCCCGGGCACAGCCACUGCUUUCCAAGUUGGGGGAGAGGCGCGGGGGCGACCGAGCCACCGCCACCUUCGUGGACAGGGUACAGCGUGGG